ACAAGGCUAGUCCAAAAUGGCCUUUUCAAAACCCGACCCGCUUUCUCUUUCUUAGAUCCGCUUUCUCCUCAAGCCCCUUCUCCCCUCUUCAUCUCUCUCUCUCUCUCUCUCAUCUCGAAGCUAGGGUUUCCAAUCCAAAUCGAGGAAGAAAAAGAAGAAAGGGAGAAGAGUUAGGGUUUCACAGCUACCCGAUCGAUGGCGAUGCAAGCUGGGAUGGGACUCUCUCGGAUCCUCCUCUUGGUUGGAGCUGGGUAUACUGGUACGAUCGUUCUGAGGAACGGGAGGCUGUCCGAGAUCUUGGACGAGCUUCAGGGUCUGGUUAAGGGUUUGGAGAAAUCUAAGGGGGAGUCUGGAGGUGACUCCGACGUUGCUGAUGCCCUCACUUUGCAGGUCCGUCGGCUGGCCAUGGAGGUCCGUCAACUUGCCUCCGCACGUCCAAUAACCGUUGUCAAUGGUUCUGGCCAGGGAGGGAACGUGUCAAAUCUUCUAGUGCCAGCUGCAGCUGCGGGUGCAAUAGGCUAUGGAUUAAUGUGGUGGAAAGGGUAUUCUUUCUCUGACCUCAUGUAUGUGACCAAGAAAAACAUGGCUAAUGCUGUUUCAAGCAUGACAAAACAGCUGGAUCAAGUGUCUGCUGCCCUUGCGGCAGCGAAGAGACACUUGACCCAGCGAAUUGAGAACUUGGAUGGGAAACUGGAUGAGCACAAGGUGUUAUCGACGGAAAUUAAAAAUGAGGUAUCAGAUGUUCGUGGUAAAAUCUCAAAUAUUGGUUAUGAUCUGGAGUCUCUCAAAGGAAUUGUUUGGGGUCUGGAUGGGAAGAUGAGUUCACUUGAAAAUAAGCAGAAUUUUGCAUGUGCUGGAGUGAUGUACCUUUGUGAAUUUGUUGCGGACAAAGAAAACAAGAUGCCAGAAUUUUUGAAGGAUGCACCCAAGCCUAAGCGCCAUUUCCUGGGAUAUAAGGAGGGUCUAAAGCAAUUUAUGGAAACUAUUGAAUCAGGAAAUUUCGACCAGACCCAGACAGAAGCGAACCUCCCCAAUGACACCAAUGCCUUGGAUAAUUUCAAGGGCUUGUCUAGGACUGCUUCGAUCAAGUGCUUAUGAGAAUGUAUGUAUAGAGAAGCAUACUUUUUACUUGUGAAGUGAAAUAAAUGUAGAAAUGGCCAUUCCAUGAGCCUCUUGUUCAUUUUUGUGAAGGAGAGGUGCUAUGAGAGCAGAUUUUAUCCUGUAUAGGAUUGUAUGAGUUGGUGGUAUUUGAUUACUGUUUGACUUUCUUCAGAUUGCUACGGAGCUGUACUGUCGCUCCUUUUAUAUGUAAAAAAUUGUUCUGCGGUUUGAGGAACUUAAAAUCUUUUUAGCUUCAAUUGUAACGUUACUUUCAUGCUGCAAAUUAACAACUUCUCGUA
This is a messenger RNA of Asparagus officinalis (garden asparagus), 1400 nucleotides long. RefSeq lists its product as uncharacterized. Bases 196 to 1098 code for a protein of 300 amino acids. The transcript has 13 exons. NCBI's taxonomy places the organism in Eukaryota, Viridiplantae, Streptophyta, Magnoliopsida, Asparagales, Asparagaceae. The record is from RefSeq and is a predicted model, not a curated record.